CCUCUCUUCUGGGUACCCGCCAAUUACCUCUGGAAUGUCUGACAGCAAAGUACUGGGGGUCUUGAUUCUCGCGAGGCAUGGAGAUCGACAAGGUUUCUACCAGAGUCCUACGAGCUACACGCCCACGGCAACCAAGAUCACUCCUCUAGGAAAUCGAGAAGAGUUUUUGCUAGGACAGUACCUCCGGGCGCGCUACUUGAACGCUUCUUCACCAACGUUCAUCUCUAACGUGAAUGCCUCCAUCGUUGAUCCGAAUCAAGUCCUCGUUCGCGCUGAUGCUGGUGGCGAAGGAGGUGUUAUUUUGCAAUCGGCCAUGUCUCUCACGCAAGGACUCUUCCCAGCCGACGCCGAUUAUAACACCACGUUGGCGAAUGGCACGACCGUUCAAGGCCCUCUCGAUGGUUAUCAAUAUGUCUCCAUCGAAUCCGUCGAGCCCAACAACGAUAUCUCUCUGGAAGGUUGGACCAGCUGCAGUGCUUUUGAUAAAUCAACGCAAGAGUUUUACCAGUCUCCCGAGUUCAAGCAAAAGGCGACUGAAAGCCAAUCGUUCUUGAGCCAACUGGCUCGUUUUCUUGAUGGAAGGCCCGUCACGCUGGAUAACAUGUGGAAUAUCUUCGAUUUCAUGAACGUUCGAAACAUCCAUGACCAGGAAUUCCACAACAAUCUUCCUCCUACCUUCCUGCAGCAGGCGAGGCAUCUCGCAAACUACCAUGAAUAUGGCGUGUUUUCUGAUAAGGAGCUCAACGGCAUUGGAAACAUUGCCUUCCGCACGACGAUUCCCUCAGUCGUCAAGAACCUAAACAGCAUUGCAAACGACACGGAUCCGUUGAAAUUUGUCUAUUACGCUACGGCAUACAAGCCAUUCCUAUCUCUGUUCAACAUGACGGGCGUGGCACAGAUGAAUCCAGACCUCGCGGGCAUUGUUAAUUACGCUGGCACUGUUGCUCUAGAGGUUCGGCAGCUUGCCGAUAGUUCCAAAGUGGUUCGGUUCAACUUUAAGAACGGAACUGAGGAUACGUACAAGAGGUAUCCGUUCAUGGGUAGCAGCUCAGGGGAAGUUCCACUUGAACAGUUCAUUCAGCAUCUUCAGCCCGCUGCCAUCAACAGUACAGCAGAUUGGUGUACAGUCUGUGGCAACGACAAGGACAGAGGAUGUGGCGCUUUGGCUCUGGCAGCAUCUCAGGCUCAAGAAUCUAUCCACCAGAAGAUCAGCCCAGUCGGGGCUGGAGUCCUUGGGGCCGGCUUGACACUGUUUGUCGCGAUUGUUAUGUUGUUAGUGUUAUCUUUCCUGGGAUUGGUCGCUUUUGGAAAGAAGGGCAAGCGUCGAAGUAUCGGAAGUGUUACCUCUUAUGAAAAAGCCUGAAUAAUUGGGUCUACCAUAAGAUUGUAGUUAUGCAAGUGUUGAUGUACUUUUAUGCUAAUGCUGUUUGUAACUUCUGCCGCGAGCUUCCAGGCAAUAUAUGUCUAUUGCCAGAGCCAGAGAUGCCUUCAGGGUCA
This is a messenger RNA of Marasmius oreades (fairy-ring Marasmius), 1497 nucleotides long. RefSeq lists its product as uncharacterized. Gene Ontology annotation, molecular function: phosphatase activity. Bases 35 to 1363 code for a protein of 442 amino acids. Gene Ontology annotation, biological process: dephosphorylation. NCBI's taxonomy places the organism in Eukaryota, Fungi, Basidiomycota, Agaricomycetes, Agaricales, Marasmiaceae. The record is from RefSeq and is a predicted model, not a curated record. The transcript is spliced from 13 exons.